AUAUACCUUAAUUGGUUAACAAGUAAAAUGGAUGGAACCUGCUCUUAAUUGCAUUAAUAUACCUUUAUAAGGGGACCGCAUGCAACAUCACCAACCAUUUCAUGAUUAACUGAACCAGGAGCAUCCAUAGCAUCGGAACUUCAAAAUUUAACAGCAAGGCGAAACGAGAAGUUUCAAUCUCAUCCAAACAUUAGAAAGUCAACAAAAAUAAAAAAAAUCUUUGGAGAAACCGUGUGUUUAACCGAAAGAAGUAUGAUGGACACCAUGUCGAGAAACUCUAUGUCUUAUUCAGGCCUCUACCACCCCCAGGGUAUGCAAACCAAUAUGUUCGGUGGUUUUGACGAUGGGUACAUGAGGAAUGAUCCAAUUCAACCGACCGAUCAUUUGAACAAGCGUCCAUCUCCAAUGCCACAGAAGACCGACACCGUGUACGUUGAGAUGACGUCACUCUCGCCAUCAGCCUCAUCACGCACUCAGAUUAUGCAUCCGCCACCACCUCCUCCACUGUAUGGCUUCGGCGCGGAGGGACACAUGAACAUGAUGGAUCAGAUGUCUACUGCUUCGACAAUUCCUUUAUCCAACGAUCACCAUAUUCUCACGUCACAUCCGGUCAGUCAGCCGCAAAUGAGUAUGCCAAGCAUGUCUGCAAUGUCAGGUAUGACUAGUAUGCCGUCUGUAUAUGGGCACGGGUCUUAUGGCAUUCAACAUCCAUCACCUCCUGGAGUUCCCCACCUCCCCCCAGGACAUCCUAUCAAUUACACGAUGCACGAGCUUGAUUGUGACCCUCGGGAAUUGGAAGCGUUUGCCGAACGUUUCAAGCAGCGACGCAUAAAACUCGGAGUGACGCAAGCCGAUGUGGGGAAUGCUCUUGCCAAAUUGAAGCUCCCCGGUGUUGGAUCACUUAGCCAGAGUACAAUCUGUCGUUUUGAGAGCCUGACACUUAGCCACAAUAACAUGAUAGCAUUGAAGCCUGUUCUCGCUGCGUGGCUAGAAGAGGCAGAAGCAGCCGCUAGAGAAAAGAAAAUGCUUGGAGACGGCCAAGGAAAAAAUGGUGACAGCAAGCGCAAACGCACUUCGAUAGGAGAUAGCGAAAAACGAUCUUUAGAAGCAUAUUUCCAAAUACAACCACGGCCUUCUGGGGAAAAAAUCUCUCAAAUCGCUGACAAAUUGGACUUAAAGAAAAGCGUUGUUAGAGUUUGGUUUUGUAAUCAACGUCAAAAGCAAAAAAGAAUGAAAUUUGCAGCUAACAAUUGAAUUCUGUAAAAAUAAGAAUUCCAUGAAAAUAGUAUUCGUGUAUACUGUGCUGUGUAAACUUGCCAUUUAGUUGAAUUGCCAUGAACAAGAGAACAAGAGGUCGAUCAUGCUAUCAAACAUAUCGAUUGUUAUAGGUUAUAGAUGUAGAUCUAGAUCUAGCCCGCAGUUCAAAUGUCACAUUUGACAAGGCGAAAUCUCCCGAAGGUUUUUGCGAGUCACAGAAAUAUAACUUUACGGGAAUGUGCAAUCAAUGUAUUUAUUUAUUAUUUAUUUCUGCAAACGAUUUUACAAUUCAUUCGUUUGCCUUAUAUGAUUUAUUCAUGUAGACUAGGCACAGAAAUGAUCGACUUAUUAUUAAAUUGAUUUAUCAAAAAUUCACUUGCUCAACGACGUGAUUUCACUGUAGGAAUUAUUUUCCGGUUGUAUUUUUACAACACUUUACAACACAUAAUGUACAUUUUGUAAAUAUAGUUAAAAGAUAAUAGAAUUGUAUACAUUUACUAGAUACGUCACUCCAAAUGCGUCGAUUUGCGCAUCCAUAUACACUUUUGUGAUUUAUUAAAUGAUCUCUUAUAAUAAUAAAGAUAUUCGUGCAAUUACAUUAAAAUGCAUUCCAUAUGAGGUACUUAGUGUAUAAUGUAUUUGAAUCCGUCAGCAAAGCUGUGAUAAUUUUUUAACGAUAAAUGAGUCUGUACUAAUUUUGUUGAUGACUCGUUCAUGUUACAUUGUGUACUGAUUGACCAUUGUUCGUUGGCAGCACUGUGUUUAUCCCAGCGAUUGAAUAACAAUUUUAUCGUCUAAAUCCUCGUCGUUUGAUUAGUCUCAAAGGUAUAAUCCACUUGUCAUUAUUUUCAUGUUUUGUUAUACUAGAUUGAAUUGAAAAAUUCUCUGUCAACCGGGACUUUGUAUUAUCCUAUAACAUAAAUAGAGGUAUGCCAGAGGUGACUUUGUAUAUAUUGGAGGUAGAUUCGAAUAUAUGAGGAAACAUCCCAUAUGUUUGAGGUAAUUUAACUUCCAAUAUACCAGGGGUGACAUUCCGUAUACCUAGCAAGAUGAAAUAUUUUGAAACCACCACACAGUUUUUUUAAAUGGGAAAAGGUAUUAAGACUUGGAAUGCAAAAAAAACUUGAUUUUCCUUGAUGACAUUAAUUCAUUUUCAGUAUUUAUAAAUAGUAUAUUCUUACAUUUAAUGUCUUAACACUUAAAUAUAUUUAUUAUAUGAAAACUUUAAAAUGUAUAUAUUUAUUUAAAUCUAUCAAAUGUACAUGUAUGACAUAGCCCUGUACAGCGAACCGUCCAAAACCAAUGUAUCAACAACUUUGGGAUAGUUUUGUCUCAUAGUUAUGAUUCUGUAUAUAAUGUAUCUUAUAUAUCUCGUUGCAAUAUGUAAAUAAGCCAAAUAAAUAUAUAUAACUCAAAAACAUUA
Molecule: messenger RNA, 2680 nt
Organism: Owenia fusiformis
Lineage: Eukaryota; Metazoa; Annelida; Polychaeta; Sabellida; Oweniidae
Source: the annotation of a GenBank genome assembly